Molecule: messenger RNA, 2479 nt
Organism: Ficedula albicollis (Collared flycatcher)
Lineage: Eukaryota; Metazoa; Chordata; Aves; Passeriformes; Muscicapidae
Gene: GCLC
Product: glutamate-cysteine ligase catalytic subunit
Exons: 17
Coding region: 1-2100 (699 amino acids)
Biological process (GO): glutathione biosynthetic process
Cellular component (GO): glutamate-cysteine ligase complex
Molecular function (GO): glutamate-cysteine ligase activity
Source: RefSeq, a predicted model, not a curated record
AUGCUUUUCGAGUCCAGGGUAGUGCCUGCUCGGACUCAGGGUCAGUUUUUGGGAGGAGAGAGAGGGAAGCGGGUCCGGGGGUGGGCGGGCGGCUCUGCGGCAGUGGCAGCCCUCUGGCCGCGCACGGCGUUCGCCUGUAUCCCCGUCUGCUUUGUGCCCGAGGACCGUAACUUUAGUUACGGGUCUUGGGUGUGUUGCCUUGUAAACCUGCACUCAGUUGUGCCACAGCCUGACAGCGCUCUGCAAGGAGCAAAGGCUGCCUCUAUUGAUCAGUUCCCUGGAGUACAGGGAGCAGCUUCACAUGUGCUGCAAGAGAAGCUGUCCUUGCCCGUGGUGUUGGUGGAAUAUAUGUUGGUAAAAUUUGACCAUGAAAAUAAGAAAGUGCGUUUGCUACUCUGUGGUGAAGAAGUUCUUCAAACGCUGCAAGACAAGGGGGAGAAGGUAAACCCCAAUCACCCAACACUCUGGAGACCAGAAUAUGGAAGUUACAUGAUUGAAGGAACACCUGGACGGCCAUAUGGGGGAACCAUGUCUGACUUCAACACUGUGCAAGACAAUAUGAGGAAAAGACGGCAAGAGGCUGCUUCUGUACUCAAAGAAAAUGAGGCUUUGUGCACAGUGACAUCAUUUCCAAGGUUAGGCUGUCCUGGGUUUACACUGCCGGAUUAUAAGCCAACACCAGUAGAAGGAGGAGCUUCUAAAUCCCUCUUUUUUCCAGAUGAAGCCAUCAAUAAACAUCCUAGAUUUAGUACACUGACCAGAAACAUUCGACACCGAAGGGGAGAGAAGGUUGUGAUAAAUGUACCAAUAUUUAAAGAUAAGAACACGCCAUCGCCUUUCAUUGAAACAUUUCCUAAUGAUGAUGGAGAAGCAGCAAAGGCAGCUAAGCCAGAUUACAUAUAUAUGGAUGCUAUGGGUUUUGGAAUGGGAAACUGUUGUCUCCAGGUGACAUUUCAGGCUUGCAGCAUUUCUGAAGCAAGGUAUCUCUAUGAUCAGCUAGCUACAAUUUGUCCCAUUGUGAUGGCCUUGAGUGCUGCAUCUCCCUUCUACAGAGGCUACGUGUCUGACAUUGACUGUCGCUGGGGAGUGAUCUCCGCUUCCGUGGAUGAUCGAACGCGGGAGGAGAGAGGCCUAGAGCCACUGAAGAACAACCAUUAUAGAAUCAGUAAAUCCAGAUAUGAUUCCAUAGACAGUUAUCUAUCUGAAUGUGGUGAGAAAUACAAUGACAUUGAUUUGACAAUAGACAAAGAUAUCUACGAGCAGCUAAUAAAGGAAGGUAUUGACCACCUUUUGGCACAGCAUAUUGCACACUUGUUCAUUCGAGACCCACUGACUUUGUUUGAGGAGAAAAUACAUCUAGAUGAUGCAAAUGAAUCCGACCAUUUUGAGAAUAUUCAGUCUACAAACUGGCAGACAAUGAGGUUUAAGCCACCACCUCCAAAUUCAGAUAUUGGAUGGAGAGUGGAAUUCAGACCUAUGGAGGUCCAGUUGACAGACUUUGAAAACUCUGCAUAUGUUGUGUUUGUGGUAUUGCUAACCAGAGUGAUUCUGUCAUAUAAACUGGAUUUUCUCAUUCCUUUGUCCAAGGUGGAUGAAAACAUGAAGGUGGCCCAGAAAAGAGAUGCUGUACGACAGGGAAUGUUUUACUUCAGAAAAGAUAUAUGCAAAGGUGGAAAUGCUGUUGUGGAUGGAUGUGGCUCUGCACAGAAUGGGACAGGCACCAACACAGAAGAAUACACCUUAAUGAGCAUUGAUACAAUAAUCAAUGGGAAGGAAGGAGUCUUUCCUGGUUUGAUUCCAAUUUUGAAUUCCUAUCUUGAAAACAUGGAAGUGGAUGUGGACACAAGAUGCACCAUCCUAAAUUAUCUGAAGCUAAUAAAAAAGAGAGCCUCUGGAGAAUUAAUGACAGUUGCUCGAUGGAUGAGGGAAUUCAUCGCACAGCAUCCGGACUACAAGCAAGACAGUGUGAUAACUGAUGAAAUUAAUUACAGCCUUAUGUGGAAAUGCAACCAAAUCGCUCAAGGCCAGGCAGAGUGUCCUGAACUGUUAGGGGUAGGGUUUAAUAAGAAACAAAGUGGAAACAAAACUGACUCUUUGUAAUGAAUAAAUGAACUAAUGCUUCUUAAAUAAUUAAAAGAUUAAGCCUUUUAGCAAAGCACUAGCAAAAAUACUGUGAAUCUGGUAAAGUUUCAUGGUGUGAAGACCAAAACAGGGAUACUGCACUAUAAAAUGGGCCAAUCUGCCUAAAUAUUGGUUUGAGGCAUCCUAAAAUAGGCAUAUUCUUAUUGUUAAGGUUUAUACAAUAUACAUGUAAAUAGUAAAAUAUUUUUAUGAUUAACAUCAAUGUAUUUUAAUAACGUUGUAACUAAGGUUAUUGUGAAUUAGCUUGUAACUUUUUUAUGCUUAAUAUAGAAAGAAAAAUUGUCAUGAACAGCUUUGUAAAUGUAAUGGUACUUGUAUAAUACAUGCAUUCCAGUUA